GUCUCUCUUUGCACGAAAGCACUUACAACUUCCGGAAAGGGUCACGCUGUCCUCCAUCGGCGCAUAUCACAGUCCGCAGAGGGUCACAUCAGGGAAAACUCAGCUGAAAUCAUGGUUUUCGAAGAUAAAAUGAUCACGAAUGGAGAGCCAGAGGAGGAGGAGGAGGAAGAAGAAGAGGAGGAGGACAUGGUGGACCCAUUAGAGACGGUGCGGGAGAAGUGUGAGCAGACAGAGCAUUGCGUUCACACUCGUGAGCGGCUCGAGGCGUGCGAGACGCGGGUCGGCUCGCGCUCAGAGACAACGGAAGACUGUACGGAGGAGCUCUUUGACUUCCUGCACGCUCGUGACCACUGUGUGGCCCACAAGGUUUUCCAGUCAGUCAAAUAAACGGAGCAUCUCAGCGCUCGGUUAUAUAUAUAUAUAUAUAUAUAUAUAUAUAACA
Molecule: messenger RNA, 442 nt
Organism: Sinocyclocheilus anshuiensis
Lineage: Eukaryota; Metazoa; Chordata; Actinopteri; Cypriniformes; Cyprinidae
Product: cytochrome b-c1 complex subunit 6, mitochondrial-like
Exons: 4
Coding region: 112-387 (91 amino acids)
Biological process (GO): mitochondrial electron transport, ubiquinol to cytochrome c
Cellular component (GO): respiratory chain complex III
Source: RefSeq, a predicted model, not a curated record